UAUGUUUCCGGAAGUGUCUGCUUGUGUUGUGAUUGUGUUACAGAUCCAUGUUGUUACGAGUUCGUCUCACUUUUCUCCUUUUAUAAAAGGACCUGGAGUUUUAUAGAUUUAAUUUCACACGGAGAGACAAAGUGAGGACGUGCGUGUUCCGGAGGACGUCUGUAGGUGUCCAUGGCCUCCCCAAAGAAGAGGAUACUGCGUGAAGUGGAGUCCUCAUCGAGUCCUGGGCCAGGUCUGAACCAAGGUCUGAACCAACGUGUGAAGCAGGAAAUCCCAGAGACGUCACAGGUUAAAGAGGAGCCAGAGGAGCCAGAGGAGCCGAGCGUCAAACAGGAGGAAGAGCCACUGCCAGUGUAUGUCCCAGAGUAUUUUACUGUGAUUGUGAAGACAGAAGAACAAACUGAGCCCAAAGAGGAGACACAAGGAGAGGACAUCAGCACAGAAUCACAUUUCCACACAGAGACUGAGGGGGACACAGAGCACUCCUCUGACAAUGACAACGACAAUAACAAUGACAAGGAUGAAGACUGGAGAGCUCCAUUCAGCUGUUCAGAUGAAGACCACACCAACAAAGACCAAGCAACACAAAACUCAGGUCUAUCCUCCAAACAUAAGUCUGCACCAGAGACCAGUGCCACUGUGAACAAUGGAGACAAGUCAGGAACAGCUGAAGGAGCUAAAGGGACACAUCAGUGCCCUUUUUGUGCAAAGAUGAUUAAAGGAACUAAACAGAAUUUACAAAGACACGUUAGAAUUCACACAGGAGAGAGACCUUUCAGCUGUUCAAUCUGUAAUAAGACCUUUUGUCAUCAGGGUAAUCUAAUUUCUCACAAAAGAACACAUUCUGGUGAAAAACCUUUCAGCUGUCCAACCUGUAACAAAACAUUUUUAAAGAAAUCUGAUUUAACUGUACAUAUAAGAACACACACAGGAGAGAGACCUUACAGCUGUUCAGACUGUGACAAAACAUUUUCCCAUGUUGGUUCUCUAAUUGCUCACAGAAGAACACACACGGGCGAAAAACCAUUCAGCUGCUCAGUCUGUCAGAAAGAAUUCCCCAACCUCACAGGACUGAACUGCCAUAUGAGACUGCACACUGGUGAAAAACCUUUCAGCUGUUCAACCUGCAAUAAGACAUUUACCACCAACUCUCAGCUGCGUGCACACACAAGAAUGCACACAGGAGAAAAACCUUACAGCUGUUCAGUCUGUAACAAAACCUUUUCCCAGACAAGUUCUCUAAACGUUCACAAAAGAACACAUUCAGGCGAAAAAACAUUCAGCUGUUCCAUCUGCGAGAGAGAGUUUACCCAGUCCUCUUCGCUGAAACGCCACAUGGUGCUGCACACGGGGGAGAAACCAUUCAGUUGUUCCAUCUGUAAUAAGGCAUUUUCACAGAAGAGUAACUUAAAUCAACAUAAAGAAAUCCACAAGUCUCUUAUCUCAGAGGACAUGUGAACAGGAUUGGAACAAGAACGCAAAUAUCGUGACAUUGUAUCGUCAAACUCUCACAAUAAUAUCGAGGGCUGGCACUAUGUCUCAAAUGAUUGUGUCAGCCAACGAUCUAAAAGCAGACGUAUUGUGCUUGUGUGUGCUCUAUAGUUAUAAUCUAUGACACCUGUGGAUCACCGUGUUAUAAUUUGAACAUUUGAAAUCUCAGUAUAUUCAUCUAAAAUAACUUGUUAAAAGAAACAUGUCCACUGAGUUCCGUGUUCUAAAACUGCAGUGCCCAGUGGGAGCUGACGUCUAUGGAAGAUCAUUUGUUUCAUCAGAUUUUGAAUUUGAAUUUGAUGCUGUUGAAUUUCUCACUUUGAAUUUUUAAACGCUGAAAUAAACAUUUUAAUAAUUUGUGCUACGAAUUUUAGUUGCUGAAAUUUUUAGGGUACAUUUAAAAUUUUCAAGCCCAGAGUUCAGAGUAUAAAAUUCGCAGUGAAAAAAAUAUCUGAAGUGAUCCAAUCAAAUUUAGUAACAAACAGGAAAUGGUGCAGAGACGAGUUUUUGAUAAGUGUAAACUCCGCCCACAGAUGAGAACGGCCAGUAGGAAACAGCCUCUGUCCUCCUCACUCACAGGAUCAAUGCUUCUUGACUUGACUUCAACUUGGAUCUUUGUUGUGAAAUUUUUCACUGCAAAUUUUACACUCUGAAUUUUGACUGUUGAAUUUGAGGAAAUGAAAAUAUCUAUGCUAAAUAUUGAAAAGGUGUUUUUUUUUUCCUUUUUUUUUUUUUAUUUGAAAAAAUAUUGAAAAAGUGUACUUAAAAUUGCAACAAGUAAAUACAUUUUUGAAUAAAAAUAAUUCAAACAUCUUUUUUCAGAGUAAAAAAUUCAAAGUGAGAACAAAUGAUCUUCCAUAGACGUUGCUGUAAACGUCAUUACAACAAGGAGUUGAGGCUCUUAUGGAUAUCUGCGGAUCAACAAGUGAGCAGCUGAUUUUUUUUGUCCCAAAAUGACAGUAAUGAUUUUCAUCCAUAGUCUUGCCAAGGCAUUUGAAAAGAAAAAGAAGCACACUUACAAUUAAUUGUGUUAAUAUCUUUAAAAUGAGAUGCACAUGAUGAUGUGGAUAUUGUUACAUCCCUUCACAUGAACACAAACCAUUCAGCUGUUUAAAUGACUAAACAUGUAUUAUUUUUAUUUAGAAUAUAAAGAAUUUUAUGCUCAAGAGAAAGGAGGAGUGGAUCCUGUGUUGAAUCUUUUUACAAAUAAAUACACCUUUUCCUGGUCA
Molecule: messenger RNA, 2720 nt
Organism: Boleophthalmus pectinirostris (great blue-spotted mudskipper)
Lineage: Eukaryota; Metazoa; Chordata; Actinopteri; Gobiiformes; Gobiidae
Product: gastrula zinc finger protein XlCGF57.1-like
Exons: 3
Coding region: 172-1458 (428 amino acids)
Biological process (GO): regulation of DNA-templated transcription
Molecular function (GO): DNA-binding transcription factor activity, RNA polymerase II-specific; RNA polymerase II cis-regulatory region sequence-specific DNA binding
Source: RefSeq, a predicted model, not a curated record